Molecule: messenger RNA, 6260 nt
Organism: Pelobates cultripes (western spadefoot toad)
Lineage: Eukaryota; Metazoa; Chordata; Amphibia; Anura; Pelobatidae
Source: the annotation of a GenBank genome assembly
AUGAGAUUUCAAUCAAUUUCAAUAAUGAAAAAGUACAGGAAUCAGAUGACUGAGAGGAUAUUAAAUCUCACCCUGGAGAUCAUCUACCUGCUGACUGGACAGGUGAGGGAUUCUGGGUAAUGUCAGUAUGGAGAUCAUCUACCUACUGACUGGAGAGGUGAGGGAUUCUGGGUAAUGUCACCAUGGAGAUCAUCUACCUGCUGACUGGAGAGGUGAGGGAUUCUGGGUAAUGUCAUUAUGGAGAUCAUCUACCUGCUGACUGGAGAGGUGAAGGAUUCUGGGUAAUGUCAUUAUGGAGAUCAUCUACCUGCUGACUAGAGAGGUGAGGGAUUCUGGGUAAUGUCAUUAUGGAGAUCAUCUACCUGCUGACUGGAGAGGUGAGGGAUUCUGGGUAAUGUCAAUAUGGAGAUCAUCUACCUGCUGGCUGGAGAGGUGAGGGAUUCUGGGUAAUGUCAUUAUGGAGAUCAUCUACCUGCUGGCUGGAGAGGUGAGGGAUUCUGGGUAAUGUCACCAUGGAGAUCAUCUACCUGCUGACUGGAGAGGUGAGGGAUUCUGGGUAAUGUCACUAUGGAGAUCGUCUACCUGCUGACUGGAGAGGUGAGGAUUCUGGGUAAUGUCAUUAUGGAGAUCGUCUACCUGCUGACUGGAGAGGUGAGGGAUUCUGGGUAAUGUCAUUAUGGAGAUCAUCUACCUGCUGACUGGAUAGGUGAGGGAUUCUGGGUAAUGUCAGUAUGGAGAUCAUCUACCUGCUGACUGGAGAGGUGAGGGAUUCUGGGUAAUGUCACCAUGGAGAUCAUCUACCUGCUGGCUGGAGAGGUGAGUGAUUCUGGGUAAUGUCAUUAUGGAGAUCAUCUACCUGCUGACUGGAGAGGUGAGGGAUUCUGGGUAAUGUCAGUAUGGAGAUCAUCUACCUGCUGGCUGGAGAGGUGAGGGAUUCUAGGUAAUGUCAGUAUGGAGAUCGUCUACCUGCUGACUGGAGAGGUGAGGGAUUCUGGGUAAUGUCAUUAUGGAGAUCAUCUACCUGCUGACUGGAGAGGUGAGGGAUUCUGGGUAAUGUCAUUAUGGAGAUCAUCUACCUGCUGCCUGGAGAGGUGAGGGAUUCUGGGUAAUGUCAGUAUGGAGAUCAUCUACCUGCUGGCUGGAGAGGUGAGGGAUUCUGGGUAAUGUCAUUAUGGAGAUCAUCUACCUGCUGACUGGAGAGGUGAGGGAUUCUGGGUAAUGUCUGGAUAAUGUCAUUAUGGAGAUCAUCUACCUGCUGGCUGGAGAGGUGAGGGAUUCUGGGUAAUGUCACCAUGGAGAUCAUCUACCUGCUGACUGGAGAGGUGAGGGAUUCUGGGUAAUGUCAGUAUGGAGAUCAUCUACCUGCUGGCUGGAGAGGUGAGGGAUUCUGGGUAAUGUCAUUAUGGAGAUCAUCUACCUGCUGCCUGGAGAGGUGAGGGAUUCUGGGUAAUGUCACUAUGGAGAUCAUCUACCUGCUGGCUGGAGAGGUGAGGGAUUCUGGGUAAUGUCAGUAUGGAGAUCAUCUACCUGCUGGCUGGAGAGGUGAGGGAUUCUGGGUAAUGUCAUUAUGGAGAUCAUCUACCUGCUGACUGGAGAGGUGAGGGAUUCUGGGUAAUGUCACUAUGGAGAUCAUCUACCUGCUGGCUGGAGAGGUGAGGGAUUCUGGGUAAUGUCAGUAUGGAGAUCAUCUACCUGCUGACUGGAGAGGGGAGGGAUUCUGGGUAAUGUCACUAUGGAGAUCAUCUACCUGCUGGCUGGAGAGGUGAGAGAUUCUGGGUAAUGUCACCAUGGAGAUCAUCUACCUGCUGACUGAAGAGGUGAGGGAUUCUGGGUAAUGUCAUUAUGGAGAUCAUCUACCUGCUGACUGGAGAGGUGAGGGAUUCUGGGUAAUGUCAGUAUGGAGAUCAUCUACCUGCUGGCUGGAGAGGUGAGGGAUUCUGGGUAAUGUCAUUAUGGAGAUCAUCUACCUGCUGACUGGAGAGGUGAGGGAUUCUGGGUAAUGUCAUUAUGGAGAUCAUCUACCUGCUGACUGGAGAGGUGAGGGAUUCUGGGUAAUGUCAUUAUGGAGAUCAUCUACCUGCUGGCUGGAGAGGUGAGGGAUUCUGGGUAAUGUCAGUAUGGAGAUCAUCUACCUGCUAACUGGAGAGGUGAGGGAUUCUGGGUAUUCCACGGUGACACAGGCUUUAUUUAAGAAACAUAGCUCUGUGUUAAUUUAGAAUUGAUGUAAAUGGAUAUUAUAAAUCAGUAACAAAAUGUUGUUUAAUUAUUAGAUAGAUCAAGGAAAAGUUUGCAACAAUAGGCAGAGCUUACAGAACUAUAUUAAUCUGUAAAUUAAAUGUAAAUUCUUGAGCCUUUUAUAAGAAUGUAAUCAGGAAACUGCAUAAUCCGAGAGAUGCAUCUCCUUACCUGACUUUGUGUAUUUCAAUAUGUAGGAUUAUGUUAUUGUGAAAAAGCCUUACGAGCGUGUCCCACACAGUAUCAGUAAAGAAGGCUUUUCCAGGACUCACAGCCCCAACACUGUGCUUCCACCUCACUCACUGAUACAUGAGAAGAAGAUCCUGGAACUGACCAAUCAGAUCAUCCAGCUGCUGACUGGAGAGGUGAGGCUGCUGGGAAUGGGACAUUAUACAGUAAAACCAAGGGAUGUGUCUGGAUGGUGACUGUAUCAUUGUGUGUGUCAGGUUCCUAUAAGGUGUGAGGAUGUCACGGUCUAUUUCUCCAUGGAGGAGUGGGAAUAUUUAGAAGGACACCAGGAUCUAUACAAGGACGUAAUGAUGGAGAAUCAUCAUACCCUCAGCUUACUCGGUAAGAUCCAUAUAGAGAUAGAUAUAGAUAUAUAUAUAUAUAUAUAUAUAUAUAUACAUACACCGAAUAAAAUUAUAAAUGCAACACUUUUGUUUUUGCCCCCAUUUUUCAUGAACUGAACUCAAAGAUCUAAGACUUUUUUUCUAUGUACACAGAAAGCAUAUUUCUCUCAAAUAUUGUUCACAAAUCUGCCUAAAUCUGUGUUAGUGAGCACUUCUCCUUUGCCGAGCUAAUCCAUCCAUCUCACAGGUGUGACAUAUCAAGAUGCUGAUUACACAGCAUGAUUAUUGCACAGGUGUGCCUUAGGCUGGCCACAAUAAAAGGCCACUCUAAAAUGUGCAGUUUUACUGUAUUGGGGGGGGGGUCCAAAAACCAGUCCGUAUCUGGUGUGACCACCAUUUUCCUCACUCAGUGCAACACAUCUCCUUCACAUAGAGUUGAUCAGGUUGUUGAUUGUGGCCUGUGGAAUGUUGGUCCACUCCUCUUCAAUGGCUGUGCGAAGUUGCUGGAUAUUGGCAGGACCUGGAACACUCUCAUAUACGCUGAUCCAUUGCAUCCCAAACAUGCUCAAUGGGUGACAUGUCCGGUGAGUUUGCUGGCCAUGCAAGAGCUGGGAUGUUUUCAGCUUCCAGGAAUUGUGUACAGAUCCUUGCAACAUGGGGCCCUGCAUUAUCAUGCUGCAACAUGAGGUGAUGGUCGUGGAUGAAUGGCACAACAAUGGGCCUCAGGACGUCGUCACUGUAUCUCUGUGCAUUCAAAAUGCCAUCAACAAAAUGCACCUGUGUUCGUUGUCCAUAACAAACGCCUGCCCAUACCAUUACCCCACCGCCACCAUGGGCCACUCGAUCCACAAUGUUGACAUCAGCAAACCGCCUACCCACACAACGCUGUACACACUGUCUGCCAUCUGCCCUGUACAGUGAAAAAUGGGAUUCAUCCGUGAAGAAAACACCUCUCCAAAGUGCCAGACAUCAUCGAAUGUGAGCAUUUGCCAACUCAAGUCGGUUACGACAAACUGCAGUCAGGUCCAGACCCUAAUGAGGAUGGCGAGCAUGCAGAUGAGCUUCCCUGAGACUGUUUUUGACAGUGUGUGCAGAACCGAUUGUUGCAGCAGCUGUCCGGGUGGCUGGUCUCAGACGAUCUUGGAGGUGAAGAUGCUGUAUGUGGAAGUCCUGGGCUGGUGUGGUUACACGUGGUCUACGGUUGUGAGGCCGGUUGGAUGUACUGCUAAAUUCUCUGAAACGCUUUUUUAGACGGCUUAUGGUAGAGAAAUGAACAUUAAAUUCACAGGCAACAGCUCUGGUGGACAUUCCUGCAGUCAGCAUGCCAAUUGCAUGCUCCAUCAACACUUGAGACAUCUGUGGCAUUGUGCUGGGUGAUAAAAAUGCACAUUUUAGAGUGGCAUUUUAUUGUGGCCAGCCUAAGGCACACCUGUGCAAUAAUCCUGCUGUCUAAUCAGCAUCUUGAUAUGCCACACCUGUGAGGUGGAUGGAUUAUCUCGGCAAAGGAGAAGUGCUCACUAACACAGAUUUAGACAGAUUUGUGAACAAUAUUUGAGAGAAAUAGGCCUUUUGUGUACAUAGAAAAAGUCUUAGAUCUUUGGGUUCAGCUCAUGAAAAAUGGGGACAAAAACAAGUGUUGCGUUUAUAAUUUUGUUCAGUGUAUAUAUAUUUUAUUUUUUGUAUCUCUUUAUUUUUGAAGGUAUUCAUCAAACAGAACAAUAUUGCAUCAAUAAAAGCAAGCAUGGGCGUGUAUUUAAAUAUCCUCAUAUCACAGAGUUUUUUUAUGUGUAUGUAUAGAAAACUGGAUACAAGAAAUUAAUUAAACUUAAAAAAGGAAUACCAUGGCAUUAGAAAACAAAUCUAUUCCUAACGCUGCAGUGUCCCUUUACCUAGCUCUACAUAGGUGUUUGCCAUAAAAAAAUAAUAAUUGGGCAGUAUUUACAACAAUGUCCAAGGCAGGGCUCAGCAGAUGUAAAACCCUACCCAGUUUGUAGAAUAAAGGCAUGCGAUUAUAGUCUGUUUAUACAUGAAAAAAACGUGUCCUAGUUUUCUACCUUUAGAAAUUAGUUCUAAUCAUUGUACUUAUUUCCAACAGAUAUAAGCAUGGACAGAGUUAAAACCAACGGAUUAUGCUCCCUCACAUCGCCAGACUGCUUCACUGAAUCUAAACAAAAUAACCAGAGACACGUAGAACCAACUUUAUUUAAACCGAGCCCUGCAACGCAGAAAACUGUUAUAAAUGCAACAAACAAAGAGGUUUCGUAUGAAAAAGGAAAUAUUACUGAUGUUUAUAAACCCAGAGGACAUACACAGAGGGAACAUUCAUCCACUGUUAUUAAUAAGGAAUCUACCGCAAAUGAAUGUAGGAAUUCCUCAGCCAUGGACAUUUAUACACACACACCGACAGAAUGUCCAUCUACGCAUGUUAAGGUGGACUCUGGCUCAGCUAAAGGUAGAAAUGUAGCAGACACUGACAUUUAUACACCCACAGCACAUACACAGAUGGAAUGUGCAUCAACUCUUAUUAAGAAGGAAUCAGCCUCACAUGAAUCAUCCAUGUGUAGUGAUGGAAAAAUCACCCACACGGACCAUUAUGCAUCCAGGGAACACACAGAAAUAGAAUAUACUCCGAUUAAUAAAGACUCCACAACACACGAAGAAAUAAAUCUCACUGAUAUUUUUCUAACUGCAGAGCACACAUCUAUCCCUUUUGUGGAGCAAAGCAACACAAUGAGUCAGAAAUUGAAUGUAAACAAAGACUCGCAGGUAAGGACGUACAAUGAGUUUAAUAAAACAUCUACUACUACUACACAAAAUUCAAGUGCGUUAGAAAGAAUUUACACAAACUCUGGGUAUAAAACAUUUUUCAGUAUCCACUCAGAUCGUGUUAAACAACAAGGAAUUACAAAAGACCAGAAGACCAGUGCAGUAAAAGAACCGUUCCUAUGCAAAGCCUGUGGAAGAUGCUUUGAUGAAGAAGGCCUUCUCAAACUUCAUUGGAUAACCCACCUUGGAGAAAGGACCUUUACAUGUUCUGAAUGUGGGGAGCAUUUCCCGUUACAUGCAGAGCUUAUUAAACACAUGAAAACGCAUAGGGGAAGAAAGAUGUAUCCUUGCUCUGACUGUGGAAAGUCAUUCAACCGGGAGUCGCACCUUAAUCUGCAUUUGAGAACUCACACGGGAGAGAAGCCAUAUUCUUGCACAGAAUGUGGAAAAUCUUUUAGUCAGAAGUCCCAUCUUGGUAGACAUCAAAGCGUUCACACAGGAGUGAAACAAUAUGCUUGUUUUGAGUGUGGGAUUCAUUUUAUUCGUAAGUCUGACCUCGUUCUGCAUCAGCGUAGUCACAGCCGGGUGGAGGCUUUCAUAUGUUCUGACUGUGGGAAAUGUUUUACCCACCACUCGAGUCUUCUUCUCCAUCAGAAAAGUCAUACGAGUGAAAAUGUCUUGUUCUGA